Messenger RNA from Musa acuminata AAA Group (dessert banana), 2097 nucleotides. RefSeq lists its product as uncharacterized. The transcript is spliced from 2 exons. The record is from RefSeq and is a predicted model, not a curated record. NCBI's taxonomy places the organism in Eukaryota, Viridiplantae, Streptophyta, Magnoliopsida, Zingiberales, Musaceae. Bases 1483 to 1917 code for a protein of 144 amino acids.
UCACAGCAAAUGUCAGUGACUGGUUUCUGUAUAGAUGUACAGCUUCCUAUGGUUGCCUGAGUGAUCUUUGUUGCGCUGCCAAAAUCUAAAUGAAGGGUACAGCUUUCAAUGGUUGCCAGAAUGCUCUUCUCGUCAUUGUGCUGCCAAUGUUUAUAAUGAAUGGUAACCUCUUUUAACUAAUGGUCAAGGCUGAAUAGUACAAGAUCCUUGUGAACUCAGUUGUUGUUGGGCUACUUUUAAUGCCUGUUUUGUAGAUGCUGUUGAACCUGCUCUGCCCCCACUACAUUUUUCUACAUUGCAGUGGAUUUCAGCUUAUAUGCUUGCAUGACUUUGAUUUCCAUUAAUGCACUUGAAAGAUGUCUCAUCCAAUCAAGCCAAUAGAUGACAAAUGCAUUUUACAUGCCAUCAUUCUGGCACUUCAGGUGCAAGCAGAGAUAAGUUUCUCCAGAAAAAGUUUUGUUUGGGUUCAUUCAGGUAUAUACUACUUGUUUGAUAAGUUUCUAGAUGUAGUUGCUAAAGAUUAAUUUUAGUAAAUAUCUGAUGCAUAAGCUAGCAUUUUACAAUGUUUCUCUAAAAUUCAAGAAUCUGAUAUAUGUUUAUCAUGCACUUUUAACUGUUAAAAGUCUGUUACCAAGCAAUGAUUCUACAUUCUGUAUCUGCAUCUAGUUAAUGCCUUAGAUCCCAAACUCAUGCAUUUUUCCUAUUGUUCUUUCAUAUUCUGGCUUGGAUGUACCAUUUUGUUCAAGAUAGAUGCUCUUCGUAGUUUCCACUCAUCUAUCCAUCUGAGCUUUUGAGGUCCAGAAAUUAGGAGAACCUUUUUUACAUCAGAGCUGCAAUCUCAUCAGCAAUCAGAACAGUCGGAAGAAGCCGAUACCACAAAGCUCUCAAAAGAUGAUGGCGAGACACCAAGAAAGAUUAAAGGUAAUACUAAAACCUCAAACUAGUGGUUUUCAUUAUCUUCUUGCUCAUUGCCAGGUAUUAUUUUAUGCUACUUAUCUUGUUGCUUCCAGCACAAUUCAUAUCAAGUAUAAGCACAAGCUUUUAGAACUUCCUAAACUGCGUACAACUGCAUGUGAUACAGAACACAAUCAACUUGAUACUGCAAUUGAGUAGUCAGGGAAGGAUAGGGACAUCCAUAAUUUAGUACAAGUUGAAGUAUCAAAUGACAGAUUACCUGUUAAUACCACAUGUAUAUGAAUCUACAAGCCAAACAAUAGGUGUCUAGUUCUGAUCUUUAUCGCAUUUAAUACUGCAUGAUGACAUUAAUAUAACAAAGUUUGUACUACUUUCCGAGGCUUAAAGACUCAAUUUUCUCUGCUGAUUUUAUUCUCUCCGGACGCCAAUCCCAAAAGUCUCCAUCAUAAGAUAGCAAUAUAAAGGACACCACUGUAGAAGCCUUCCUCUUGUUCUUUCUUUUAUUUGCUGUUGUUAUUAGAUGGAGUUGUGUUAUAGAGUCGUAAGCUUAAGCACUAGAAGUGAUUGAUGUGGGGAGGGGGAAACCAGCUGGGGAAGUUCCCCAAGCGGAAGCGAACCGCCAACGGCGGUUUCUACGGGGGGCUUUCCGAGCUGUUCGCCGACGACUCGGCGGCCCGCACACCAACGGCGAGGUCGCCGAGGAGCUUCGACAGCGGCGGCAUCGUCGGCCUUGGGAUCGUGGCGGAAAUGAGCGGCCCCGUCUCCCGCGUCUCGCCGGCCCGUUCCGAGCCGAUCUCCAUCGGCUCGGCCAGGGUCGCCGCCGAGGCGAGUAGGUCGGACCCCACGGAGGAGGAAGAGCUGUCGGAGAGCUACACGUGCGUGAUAUGGCACUUGGGAGGGAGCCUCGCAGGAAAGAGGGUCUACUUCGACGACGGGAAGGCAGCGUCUUCUGAGCCACGCGGCCGUGCGGGCUUCACGAGCUGCUGCAUUCUGGCUUCAUGAUGAGCUCAUCAUGGGUCGGAUAGUUUCUUUCUUUCCGUUGAUUCUGCUUUGAGAUUCGGAGUAACAUUUUCGCAUCUUGAAGCUAUUUCGCAUUUCCUCUUGCUCUUCUAAUAUAUUUGUUAGUGAUCAUAUAUGAUAAGCUCUUCUAAUAUAAUAAGGGAUCAUUUGAUCGAUUUAUCA